Molecule: messenger RNA, 1176 nt
Organism: Brenthis ino (lesser marbled fritillary)
Lineage: Eukaryota; Metazoa; Arthropoda; Insecta; Lepidoptera; Nymphalidae
Source: the annotation of a GenBank genome assembly
AUGGAACGACAAUUCGAUACGACUGAUAGGAGACCCUGGUGCGGUCCGACGGCUUUACGUGCCCUUCGAGACACACUCAUUCUAGUUCUCCGGUUUAAAAAUAAGAAUCCAAAAUUUGCAUUAACCCAAAAAAAACUUCUUAACUCAUUUAAUAUAAGCAAAAAUGUUAAUUCAGAAGGAAUAUGGACAGAAGCGGAAAAAUGGAGUAGUGAAAAUUCAUUAUUUCCUCAUGAAAAUGGAACUGCUGGUAAACUUUUACAUGCCAUACAAACCUCACAGAUAGCAUUGGUUGACAAUGCUCCUAAAGGAACUCAGCUAAAACUGUUACUAUUGCUUGAGGGCAAACAAAAACUUUAUUUUAAGCCUAAACGCUAUAAUUUAGAUCACAUAGUAAAUGGCAAUAUAUAUGCUGGUUUUGAUCGUCAUAACUCUGAAGUUUUUGCAUAUUACUUGGCAAUGGUGCUUAAUUUCAAGUGGAUUGCACCAUCUGUUAUUAGGAAUAUUCACAUACAUAAAGAUAUAAUGCCCGUUGCCACAGUGGGAUUGAAAAGGACUAUGGUUAAAAAUGAGAGUGGAACAAUGUGUAUUUAUGGCAAAUGUUUUUACUGUAAAGCAAAUGAAACUGUAUGUCCAGAUAAUAAUGGUGAAAUUGAGGGAGCAGCGAUUUUAUACUUGGACAGGCAAUUUAAAAUUUACAAGUCCCCAUGGAGAAGAUCUUAUAGUACAAAAAAAAUGGAAUGGGAAAUAGAUAAUAACUUUUGUAAAAAAGCAAAAGGUUUAAUGAGUUCAAAGAGGUUGUUAAAUUUAAUAGAUGUCGCUAUAUUUGAUUUCUUAAUACAAAAUGGAGACAGGCACCGCUUUGAAGUUUACAAAGAUCAAAUUGUAUUACUUGAUAAUGGAAAAGGCUUGGGAAAUCCAAUGGUUGAUGAAUUGGAUAUUUUAGCACCUCUUUAUCAAUGUUGUAUGUUGACACCAUCAACAUGGCAAAAUUUGGAAUUGGUUUCCGGUGGCAGUUUAACUGAUACUAUUAAACUUUUAGCGGCUCUCCAUGGUCAAAGAUUAGCUACAGAGGAACAUUUCAAAGCUGUUGAGCGUAGACUGCUAAAAGUGUAUGCCACGGUACAGUAUUGUAUCGGCAAACAUGGCAGAGCUAAAGUUUUAAAUAAUUGGGAAAUA